AUGGCAUAUGAAAUGCGGAACACCCAAGGACAGGUGUGCCGAGCCCAAUACCGGAGCGGGUGGUGCCUUCAAGGCUGUCGGAAAUUAAUUCGCUCCCAUUGGAUGACUCGGGAAGUUGUUUUGAAGCUGCGGUCAGUCAAGCAAACAGAGGCGCCAGCGUCAAAGAAUAGAACUGCCAACCGAGCCCCGUCGCUGCUUAUUCUUCGCCGUCUCACAGCUUGGAAUAAUCCUCGUCGACGCCUGGGAGACGACACGCGACCAGCCAAUGGACAACGGCGAAUGGAGCUGACUAAUCCAAUUAGUCACGUGACAACACAGCCCUAUGCCGCUGGCCCUAGAUUCCCGUUUUUGGAAUGGCGGGUGUUUGGGCCACCCCUUAAUGAACGUCGCGUUCCAGACGGGCGACGGUGGCUCUGGAAAACCAGCUUCCUGCAGUCUUCCAGGAUCGGCUUUUAG
Messenger RNA from Coccidioides immitis RS, 456 nucleotides. RefSeq lists its product as uncharacterized. The record is from RefSeq and is a predicted model, not a curated record. Lineage: Eukaryota; Fungi; Ascomycota; Eurotiomycetes; Onygenales; Onygenaceae. The transcript is spliced from 3 exons. Bases 1 to 456 code for a protein of 151 amino acids.